UGACAUUCAACUGCAGAGGCAGUCGUCAGUCUAUCGCUUGUUUUACAAAAGAAAGCACUUCUGCCUCGAUACGAGAUUAUAAACAGAUUUAAAUAAGUGGAGACAAACGGUUGACACCAGGAACUUUACGAGUAUAUUAUGUAUUGUGUAGUUCCUCCUGUAGCGUUGCAUCCUUGUGUGACUUCCCGGACAUUUUAAUAUUAAGUUGUUUUUUAUAAACUAUUUCAAUAAUGCUGUGGUUAUCUUUGAUUGUGUUAUUGAGUGUUAUUUGCACCGGUUUAUCAAUCAACAGGCCUGUGUACAAAAUUGUACUCAAACAAAAAGGAUACGCGCAGUUUCUGCAAUACGACAUUGAGACCCCUCCGCUGAGAGAGUUCACCAUCUGCACUUGGAUCCGUGUGUACGAACUCAGCGGCGACCAGAGCAUAUUCACAUACGUCGCGAACGGCAACAACCGUGUUGUAAGGCUGUGGUUGGACUCGGGGGGGAAGCACAUCAACGUGUCGAUCAAUGGCAAGGUGACGUCCAGCACCGCGGUGGACAUCACGAAGGACGUGUGGCGGCACGUCUGCCUGUCCUACCAAUCGGACUUCGGAGCGUGGGCACUCUACGUGGACUCCCGCCUCCUCUCCUGCCAGGCAUCACAGAGCCUUCUUGGAUACGUGCUACCUCCGAGCGGCAGUGUCAUUAUUGGAUAUGGGACAGCAGAAAAUGGUGCUCCUAAUGGAUUGGAAGGCGAAAUAUUUGGAACAAACAUGAUAUUGGCAUCCACUAUAGAAAGAAAUUACACGAUAAGAAACGAUCCUCACUAUGCACAAAAGAAAUUUCAUCAAAACAAAAUGAAAAGUAGCAGCCAUCAUAUGAACUAUAUUGUUUUGAGUGAUUUACAAACUGGUGAACUUAAGAAUAAUUUUGAAACUACGCAUGUACCAACGACAAAUGCUACGAAGAGUUUCAUCCGAUUUAGAACGCCGCACAGUUUUAUUGACCACGCCGUUGGUUUAGAUAUUACUACAAAAAAUACUCCUGCAUCGAUUAUACCUAAAGAUUUUUUGGGAUUCCCGGAUAAAACUGAACAACCAGAUGGUCUAACAUUUUGGAAUUUAAGUGAAAAUGAGCAUACAGGUAAAUACAAUAUUCCGGACAAAGUUAAGGGUCAAAACAAUGCAUCAAGUACCAAUAUUCCCAUUUUAUUAUCCGAGUUCGAGACGCCGCCACCACCACCGUCGAAAUUCACGUAUUUUGCAACGACUUUGGAAAAGGAAAUAUCUCCGGAUACUGGUCACAAAUUUAGAUCAGUUACAGAGCCCAGCAAACCUGCAGUUCAUAAAAAAACUCCGGCCGAGAUAUCAGAAGUGGAAACACCACCACCCAUAGACAGGAAUCCUAAAGUUUAUGGUCAAUGGACUAGUUCCAAAUUCGCUGGCAGCGUCUUAAAUUAUCUUAAAAAUAUCCAACAACGAUCCAGAGAGCAGAAAAGAGUUCCACAGACUAUCCCAUUGUCUAAACUAUCUGACAGCUUUCCUUACGCCUCGGAUUUUAAAAUUAGUAAAAUUCGGCCACCAUUUCAAUUCCAACGCAGAAAUUUAGUUGAAAAACAGUUUGAUUCGAACAAAAGAAGUCCUCAAAUUAACGUACAAAUAUUAGAGGACGAUUUAAGACAUCAAAUUAUAAAAACGCAUGCUCAAGCGCAACCAAAACAGGUUGAAAUCACACACAGAGGAGUACGAAAAAGAAAACACGAGCGCAGGUUUUAUAGAAACGCUGAAACUCAAGAAAGUGCUGAAAGUAUGGAGAGCACUGAAAAUGUUCGCGGCCAAAAAGUGUUAAAUAAAAGAAAAGUAAAACAUACAGCAGACUUAACUUUACAAACAAAUAAAUUAUUGUCUAUUCUUCCAUUUUUAAAGUCGUUGGAGUACUUUGUUGAAAAUGCUGGCAGCCCAAUUAAGGAUGAUAAGACUGAUAUGUAUACCAGAAGUUUAUCUGCUGGCAACAAAUGGCAUAAUGUUAAAUCGUAUAGUAACGACUACACACCGCGUGAGAUGAAAUUUGACACGCUUAGUGGACAAAGUGCUAUUGACGAAAAAAUUGCAGAAGUGAACAAAAGACACCCAGGAAUCCGACAUAAUUACAAACACGAGAGUCGCAACCUGUUACUGCACAAAGAGGACCCGAGUUUGUUAAAAGGUCGGGCACUAGCUGCAGAGGUAUCCAAUCAAUCGGAUUACAACAAAGAUUCCAUUUCUAUAUUGAAAUAUAACCACGGGUUUUUGCCUGGUCACAAUAAAAAAAUCAAAAUGGCUGAAAAACAUCAUUUAAUGAAAGGAAAAACUCACAACAGCAGGAAAAACAAUUUUAAUAAGCACGUUAAAAUAGGAAACGCAUUAAAUGAACGUCACAUUAUUGGUGGAAAUGCUCACGAGAAUAAACAAAGUUUUGUUGGGGGAAAUGAGAAUAUACCAGAUAUUAAUAAAUAUAGAUCAGAGUCUGAUUAUGUGGGUUCAACAGUUCCAGGCUCCUUGGGGCCAAGAAUUUGCAAAAACGUAGAAUUAUACGACCGUGUGUUGUACGUACAGAAUGACGGCAGUAUCGACAUGACACACAUAUUGUCUCCUGUUAGGAUGAAGAAUAUUGGCAUAGAGUUCAUUCUGCAAAAUUACAAAAAGUGUUCGCUGCAGGAAUCAGAUUUGCAGCGCAACCCGAUGCUGUAUAUAGACUGGAGUAGAACCCCGGUUAGAUUAUUCGGUGGCUCGUUUCCGAAAACCACAACGGAUCUCUGCGGGUUCUUUUAAAUUUGUUAUUGCAUUGUUUAAUUAAUACAUUGUUUUCAUUAUUAUUAUUUUUUGUAAAAGUUAAAUUGCACUUAUUAAUGGAAAUAAAUGUUCAAUUUUC
Spodoptera frugiperda (fall armyworm) is the source of this 2892-nucleotide messenger RNA. RefSeq lists its product as uncharacterized. The transcript has 5 exons. Lineage: Eukaryota; Metazoa; Arthropoda; Insecta; Lepidoptera; Noctuidae. The coding region runs from base 231 to 2792 and encodes 853 amino acids. The record is from RefSeq and is a predicted model, not a curated record.